Messenger RNA from Pistacia vera, 571 nucleotides. Its product is annotated as WAS/WASL-interacting protein family member 3-like. NCBI's taxonomy places the organism in Eukaryota, Viridiplantae, Streptophyta, Magnoliopsida, Sapindales, Anacardiaceae. The record is from RefSeq and is a predicted model, not a curated record. The transcript is spliced from 2 exons. Bases 26 to 571 code for a protein of 181 amino acids.
ACGGCAAAGAUAAUAAAAGAUUACGAUGACAUGGCAAAACCUGAUUGUAGACAGCUUGGCACUUAGCCGUCAGUCGAUUUCUAAAUCUUCUAAACUACCAAAAUUAUCAGCAACUGUUCCAAUUCCAGUUUCAAACUCCAAUCAAUCUUAUCAAUUCACAAAACUCUUCAAUAUGAGUUACCACAGACCUCCCAACGACCCCUACGCUUCUCCAGGCUAUUCAGCUCCCUAUCCACCACCACCUGGGUACCCACCGCCGCCACCACCACCUGGGUACCCACCGCCGCCACCACCGCCGUACGAGGGGUACCCGCCACCGCCACCGCCACCGCCACCGCCACCUGGGUUUCCUUACCCUCCGCCAGGGCAACGUCCAUACGAAGGGUACCAAGGGUAUCUUGCUGAAGGGUAUCCUCCACCGCCACCUCGUCCUGGUCAACCACAGUAUUACUACGAGCACUAUCAUUACCAGAACAAUGAUACUGGUUGUACUUCCUUUCUACAAGGCUGGUAUGUCUAUAUUUUUCUUUCUUUUAUUAUUGGGAUUCAUGUAAUUAAGCUCUUAGUAUAG